Molecule: messenger RNA, 990 nt
Organism: Theobroma cacao (cacao)
Lineage: Eukaryota; Viridiplantae; Streptophyta; Magnoliopsida; Malvales; Malvaceae
Product: beta-carotene isomerase D27
Molecular function (GO): iron ion binding
Source: RefSeq, a predicted model, not a curated record
CAGCGUUUUUAUGUGUAUCUAGAGUAUUUGAACUCCCACACAAAGAAAAGAUCGUCAAAACUUUUAGGCAAGUGAAAUGAAAAUGAAGCCUCUGGCUCAGGCUCUUCAUGUUCCUCCACAAACAAUCGUGUCUUCAUGUCCUAUUUACCUUCUUCCUCCCUCGCACUCCAUAUCUCUACUGCAAAAUCGAAGAAUUUCGCGUAUCUUCUGCUCCUCCAAAACGAUAGAAGAGAAAGGUUCAAAGCCGGACUACAAGCCAGGAAUCUUGGACCAUUUUUUCAUAAAUUCUUUUCGUAACAAAUUGGUAAAGGAAGUGGGAUGGGAUUCGGCCAAGCCUGGGUAUGAUGGACUGAUUGAAUUGGCGAAAGCCCUUAUGAUGAACAGCAGAAGCAAUUCUCGUACCAAAGAUGCUGCGGUUCGAAUAUUGAAGUCACUAUUCCGGCCAUUUUUGUUAGAGCUUUACAAAAUCCUUAUAGCGCCUAUAGAUGGAGGGAAGGUAGCUGCAGUGAUGGUUGCAAGGGUGACUGUACUUACUUGUCAAUGGCUCAUGGGCACAUCCAAUGUUAAUUCUGUGGAUCUUCCUGAUGGGACCUCUUGCAAUAGCGGGGUUUUUGUAGAGAGAUGCAAGUACUUAGAGGAAAGUAAGUGUGUAGGAAUUUGUAUCAAUACCUGCAAGCUUCCAACACAGAGUUUCUUCAAGGAUUGCAUGGGGGUUCCUUUGGUGAUGGAGCCAAACUUCAGCGACUAUAGCUGUCAGUUUAAAUUCGGGGUCUUCCCUCCAUUGCCGGAGAAUGAUGCUGCCCUUAAAGAGCCUUGCCUGGAUAUAUGCCCAAUUGCUAAUAAACGAAGGGAAAUUCAAAGGAACGUUGAUGUGAUGAAAUGUCCAAAGGCAUAAACCGUGCAUAACAUCUUGAUUAAGGUUUCCAACUUCGAUGGCAUUGUACUUCCCAAAAUCACGUAUGGUCAAUAUAUAAAGGUUUCUGUUUGUUA